Molecule: messenger RNA, 1668 nt
Organism: Annulohypoxylon truncatum
Lineage: Eukaryota; Fungi; Ascomycota; Sordariomycetes; Xylariales; Hypoxylaceae
Product: WD40 repeat-like protein
Exons: 3
Coding region: 97-1170 (357 amino acids)
Biological process (GO): transcription-dependent tethering of RNA polymerase II gene DNA at nuclear periphery; RNA export from nucleus
Cellular component (GO): nuclear pore
Molecular function (GO): ubiquitin binding; RNA binding
Source: RefSeq, a predicted model, not a curated record
CCGCCGUUUACUUACCAAACAUCCUCGAUACGCCUCGAAACAACCCCGAAACUCUCGUAGACGUAUUACUGGCUGUGACAGCCACCCCCUAGCAAGAUGUCGGGCCUCUUCGGGAGCAGCGCUUCAACAUCAACUACUUCCAACACGAUCGGUGACCUGAAGAAUGACGUCCCAGUAUCGAACCCACCCGAAGACACAGUCUCCGACCUCGCCUUUUCUCCUAGUCAAGACAUCCUCGCAGUUUCCAGUUGGGACAAGAAAGUCCGCAUAUACCAGAUCGCUUCUAAUGGCUCUAGUGAAGGGAAGCACAUGUAUGAGCACGACGCUCCUGUCCUCAGCGUGGAUUUCUCCAAGGAUGGCAACAAAAUCGCUUCUGCCGGCGCAGACAAGCAGGCAAAGGUAUGCGACCUACAGACGCUACAGACGGCGCAAGUAGCCGCGCACGACCAGACAGUCCGCUGCGCGCGCUUCUUCGAGUUGCCGAACUCCAGCGGCCCGAUGCUGGUGACGGGCUCGUGGGACAAGACCGUCAAGUACUGGGAUCUACGGCAGAGUACGCCGGUCGGCUCCGUGACGUGCCAGGAGCGUGUAUACUCCAUGGACGUACGCAACUCGCUGCUGGUCAUCGGCACCGCGGACCGAUACAUCAAUGUCAUCAACCUCCAGGAUCCCCUUAAGUUCUACAAGACUCUGCAAAGCCCACUGAAGUGGCAGACUCGAGUCGUUAGCUGUUUCACCGACGCCACCGGUUUUGCUAUUGGCAGUAUCGAGGGCCGUUGCGCUAUUCAGUACGUGGAAGACAAGGAUUCAGGAUCCAAUUUCUCCUUCAAAUGUCACCGCGAUCCUCCUCAAGGUAACACAACACAAGUGUACUCCGUGAACGACAUCUCGUUCCACCCGCAGCACGGCACCUUCUCUACCGCCGGCAGCGAUGGCACGUUCCACUUCUGGGACAAGGACGCGAAGCACCGGCUGAAGGGGUACCCGACGGUAGGCGGGAGCAUCACAGCGACGACGUUCAACUCCGGGGGUACUAUCUUCGCGUACGCCGUCGGCUAUGACUGGAGCAAGGGCUACAUGGCCAAUAAUCAGGGCUACCCCAACAAGGUCAUGCUCCACCCCAUCCAGGGCGACGAGUGCAAGCCCAGGCCCAGCGUCAAGAAGCGAUAGAACAGCCGUGGCGCCGGUCGGGGGGUUAAGGAGGAGAACCGCGUGGACGCGGACGGGGACACUAUCAUGACAUCUUCUUGCCGGGCGGGAGCUGCAGCCCUCGGCGGGGCUGCGCAGUCGAAACCGGGACGGACAUCUUCGCUUUGGUCGAUUUGUAACUAGGUUUCUUAAGUUACGUAAUGCGCGCGUGCCGGGCUUAGCCGGGAAGGAGGAAGGCGUGGAAGUUUUUUGAUAGUUGUUGAGAGUGGUAGUUGACUGGGUGGUCAGGUGGUGGUGGUGGUGGUGGUGGUGGUUAGAUGGUCAUAGGAUAGCAACGGGGAACUUACUUCCCUAAGCUAAAAGGCUAUGCCGCAGAAAUGAAACAAUUAGAAUCAACUUGGAAUGUUUGAGUGGGGUAAGCGAAGGUGAAAAUGAUACCUUACUGCUCCUGUUUCCUAGAUGCAUAAGUUAGCAGGAUGCCUAUAGGCCAUUUUGUUAAGAUUGUAGUCAAUUCCCUAC